AUGUGCUCUCAUCCCUUUAUCCCCCCCCACCUGUCCCCAUCCCUCUCCACCUGUACCCAUCCCUCCCCACCCGUGCCCAUCUAUCCCUCCCCACGUGUGCAUCAGCAACUGCAAGCCCUGCAGCCCUUUGGACUAGCGGGUGCCUCCCUGGCAAGUGCUGCCAUGGCAGGCGACAUUCAGGCGAGUUUCCUGCACGCAGCUGCCAUGCAAGGAGCAGCGCUGCAGAGCUUCCGGAGUGUCGGCAGCAGAGGGGGGGGAGACAGCAGCGGUAGCACCAACAGUGACAACAUCAGCGCCACACACACACGGCAGGCGAUUGGCAAAAGGGGCGCCCAGGCGGGGGGCGUGGGGAAGCAGGGAUGGCCGGUGAUGGGGGGAGUGAGGUGGAGGGGGUGUGCGGGGGACGGGGACUCAUGCCACACUGCCUCGGGUGGGUUCCCUGUGGUGCGUGGGUGCUGGGUGCUGGACGGUUGGGUGCUGGACGGUUGGGUGCUGGACGGUUGCGUGCUGGAUGGUUGGGUGCUGGAUGGUUGGGUGCUGGAUGGUUGGGUGCUGGAUGGUUGGGUGCUGGGUGCGUGCGUGCUGGGUGCGUGGGUGCUGGGUGGGGUGACUGCACACGAUUCGCGAGCUAGUCCAGCAGGCGAGGACCGGGGCAAGGGGGAGGCGGAGGGGGAAUAUCUGAUGGUGCAGCUCCGAGGGGGGCUUAACCAGAUGCGCGCAGGGGUGAGUGAGCGCAGGGUGGCCUCUGUUCCAACGAAGCUGCUGCAGCCGCCAUCGUUUAUCUCCCCAGCCCGUCCUCCUCCCUGCCCUUCCCCCUCUCUUCAUCUCCCCCGUGGUGGUGGCGAGGAUGCAGGCGCCAUCCCCCCUUCAUCUUCCCACCCCGUCCUACCCCCGUGCCUUCCCCACCCCGCAUCCUCGCCUGUGUGCUGGCAGAUCUGCGAUGCAGUGGUGGUGGCGAACAUGCUCGGGGCGACCCUGGUGGGUGAUGGCAUGAUGGGAGGUGAUGGCAUGAUGGGAGGUGAUGGCAUGAUGGGAGGUGAUGGCAUGAUGGGAGGUGAUGGCAUGAUGGGAGGUGAUGGCAUGAUGGGAGGUGAUGGCAUGAUGGGAGGUGAUGGCAUGAUGGGAGGUGAUGGCAUGAUGGGAGGUGAUGGCAUGAUGGGAGGUGAUGGCAUGAUGGGAGGUGAUGGCAUGAUGGGAGGUGAUGGCAUGAUGGGAGGUGAUGGCAUGAUGGGAGGUGAUGGCAUGAUGGGAGGUGAUGGCAUGAUGGGAGGUGAUGGCAUGAUGGGAGGUGAUGGCAUGAUGGGAGGUGAUGGCAUGAUGGGAGGUGAUGGCAUGAUGGGAGGUGAUGGCAUGAUGGGAGGUGAUGGCAUGAUGGGAGGUGAUGGCAUGAUGGGAGGUGAUGGCAUGAUGGGAGGUGAUGGCAUGAUGGGAGGUGAUGGCAUGAUGGGAGGUGAUGGCAUGAUGGGAGGUGAUGGCAUGAUGGGAGGUGAUGGCAUGAUGGGAGGUGAUGGCAUGAUGGGAGGUGAUGGCAUGAUGGGAGGUGAUGGCAUGAUGGGAGGUGAUGGCAUGAUGGGAGGUGAUGGCAUGAUGGGAGGUGAUGGCAUGAUGGGAGGUGAUGGCAUGAUGGGAGGUGAUGGCAUGAUGGGAGGUGAUGGCAUGAUGGGAGGUGAUGGCAUGAUGGGAGGUGAUGGCAUGAUGGGAGGUGAUGGCAUGAUGGGAGGUGAUGGCAUGAUGGGAGGUGAUGGCAUGAUGGGAGGUGAUGGCAUGAUGGGAGGUGAUGGCAUGAUGGGAGGUGAUGGCAUGAUGGGAGGUGAUGGCAUGAUGGGAGGUGAUGGCAUGAUGGGAGGUGAUGGCAUGAUGGGAGGUGAUGGCAUGAUGGGAGGUGAUGGCAUGAUGGGAGGUGAUGGCAUGAUGGGAGGUGAUGGCAUGAUGGGAGGUGAUGGCAUGAUGGGAGGUGAUGGCAUGAUGGGAGGUGAUGGCAUGAUGGGAGGUGAUGGCAUGAUGGGAGGUGAUGGCAUGAUGGGAGGUGAUGGCAUGAUGGGAGGUGAUGGCAUGAUGGGAGGUGAUGGCAUGAUGGGAGGUGAUGGCAUGAUGGGAGGUGAUGGCAUGAUGGGAGGUGAUGGCAUGAUGGGAGGUGAUGGCAUGAUGGGAGGUGAUGGCAUGAUGGGAGGUGAUGGCAUGAUGGGAGGUGAUGGCAUGAUGGGAGGUGAUGGCAUGAUGGGAGGUGAUGGCAUGAUGGGAGGUGAUGGCAUGAUGGGAGGUGAUGGCAUGAUGGGAGGUGAUGGCAUGAUGGGAGGUGAUGGCAUGAUGGGAGGUGAUGGCAUGAUGGGAGGUGAUGGCAUGAUGGGAGGUGAUGGCAUGAUGGGAGGUGAUGGCAUGAUGGGAGGUGAUGGCAUGAUGGGAGGUGAUGGCAUGAUGGGAGGUGAUGGCAUGAUGGGAGGUGAUGGCAUGAUGGGAGGUGAUGGCAUGAUGGGAGGUGAUGGCAUGAUGGGAGGUGAUGGCAUGAUGGGAGGUGAUGGCAUGAUGGGAGGUGAUGGCAUGAUGGGAGGUGAUGGCAUGAUGGGAGGUGAUGGCAUGAUGGGAGGUGAUGGCAUGAUGGGAGGUGAUGGCAUGAUGGGAGGUGAUGGCAUGAUGGGAGGUGAUGGCAUGAUGGGAGGUGAUGGCAUGAUGGGAGGUGAUGGCAUGAUGGGAGGUGAUGGCAUGAUGGGAGUGCGCGUGGUGCCACGCCUACCUGCCACGCUCAGAGACCUGCCCCCUGUCGUGCGCACCGUGCCCAAAGCCUCCUCGCCGGCCUAUUACCUGAAGCACGUGCGCCCACUUAUCAGGGACUUGCCUCCAGUGGUGCGCACGGUCCCCAAAGCCUCGUCUCCGGACUACUACACCAAGCACGUGCGGCCCCUCAUCAGAGACCUGCCUCCAGUGGAGCGCAUGGUGCCCAAGGCCUCCUCGCCGGACGUGCCUGUAGGGACCUACAGGAAGCACGCACAGCCCCUCAUCAGGUGUGGGAAGGAGGGGGCUGUCAUCAGCCCACCACAGGAGGGCGCAGGUACUGACGCUGAACCACUUCAAGUUCAACCUCAACUACAGCCUGCCUGCACCCCUGCAGACGCUGCGCUUUCAAGCCAACUACGAGCCACUGCGCUUCGUACCGACAGUCACUCGAGCCGUCGCCCUUCUCUCCCCCCCAGCCAUUUCCCUUUAUCCCUCCCCCCCCUCUUCUUCCCCCCUUUUCCCUCCAACCAGCUGCGAUGUAAAGCCAACUACGAGGCACUUCGUGAGAUGGGCAUGGGAGGUGAGAUGGGCAUGGGAGGUGAGAUGAGCAUGGGAGGUGAGAUGAGCAUGGGAGGUGAGAUGAGCAUGGGAGGUGAGAUGAGCAUGGGAGGUGAGACGAGCAUGGGAGGUGGGAUGAGCAUGGGAGGUGAGACGAGCAUGGGAGGUGAGACGAGCAUGGGAGGUGAGAUGAGCAUGGGAGGUGAGAUGAGCAUGGGAGGAGAGAUGAGCAUGGGAGGUGAGACGAGCAUGGGAGGUGAGACGAGCAUGGGAGGUGAGAUGAGCAUGGGAGGUGAGAUGAGCAUGGGAGGAGAGAUGAGCAUGGGAGACACCCGCCACGUGGCAUGCGAGUGCAGGUACGAGCCUGACAUGCUGGCGUUUACAGGGUGUGACUACGGCGGAGGGGGGAAGGAGAGGAGGCUGUUUGAGAGGAUCCGAAAGAGGUGGCCGGAGCUGCCCAGACAGAACCCCAAGCAGCAGAGGGCCAAGGGCAAGUGCCUUGUCACUCCCUCGCAGGUGCGUUUCGGGUUAAAAUUAAAAGCACUCCCCUGCUCCCUCCCUCUCUUCCAUUGCUCCUUAUUGUUCCUGCAGGUGGCAGUGGCCCUAAAAACGUUAGGCUUCCCCCCAUCUACCCGCCUGUACAUCGCCUCGGGUGAGCUCCACGGGGGGUCCUCUGCGCUGCAACCUCUCCUCAAGGCCUUCCCCUUUGCCACUGACAAAUACUCCCUCGCUCGUUCCCUCGCUCCUGCUAGGGGGAAGGAGGGCAGGGUGGCCGACAGGGAUGUGUCAAGUAGUGCAGGGGGAGAGAGUGGAGCUGCGAAGGGUGCAGCUGUAGAGUGGGGAAGGGGGGGCGAUGGGGGAGGGGGAGUGGGGCGAGGGGUAUUGGAGGGGCUGCAAGGGAGGAAGACGCUCCUAGCGGCGGUGGACUAUGAGAUGUGCCGGCGAGGGCACAUGCUGGUGCUGAACAACAAUGGCAACAUGGCUCACUUGCUCUCUGGACAUAGAAGGUAUGACGGCAUGGUUAGCACGGUGCAGCUGUUUGGCUCCUCCAUCCUGCGCCUCCUCGCUGCCAUCCAGCAAGGCGAUGUGAAGAGCUCUCCUAUAUCCGUGUCCUUCUAA
Messenger RNA from Closterium sp. Naga37s-1, 4389 nucleotides. The record is from the annotation of a GenBank genome assembly. Lineage: Eukaryota; Viridiplantae; Streptophyta; Zygnematophyceae; Desmidiales; Closteriaceae.